AUGGAUCCUGGUACUGAGAAGGAAACAAUAGCAGAAGAAAAAAGAUCAGAGAAAAAUCAUGAGAAAUUAGAAGAAGGUAAUGAUGUCGAUAUCAUGAUCGACAUCAACGACGAAGAUCUGAUGUUUGCCGACGAAGAUCUCAUCUUCUCCUCUCUCCCAGACUUCCCAUGCCUCUCCUCUCCUACCGCCAACUCCUCCACCAACCUCAAUUCCAACAGAAACCCAUCAAUAUCCUCGGCCUCAUCUUCAUCGUCGUCUUCUUCAUCUUGGGCCUUGUUUUCUAACGAAGGCCUGGCCCAAGAAGCCCACAUGCAGCCUCAGAACUCUUGGCGACAUCGAGACAGAGAAGACGGUGACGGCGACCGCUCGUCUACGGAUGAGAUGGCCAAGAUAUUUUUAGAUUGGUUGAAGAACAACCGAGACUCGAUCUCGCCGGAGGAUUUGCGGAGCAUCAAGCUCAAGAAGUCGACGAUUGAGUGUGCCGCUGCCCGUCUUGGGGGCGGUAAGCAAGGCCGCAGUCAGCUGCUGAAGCUUAUAUUGACUUGGGUCCAGAAUAACCAUUUACAGAGCAAGAACCAGCCAUUCUCACCAAUGACGGACUUCCACUCAUUUUCUCCUCCUCCACCGCCACCCAUUCAUUAUCCGCCGUUCCCCGGUAUUGGUUUUCCACAGUAUCCGACGAGGUAUAAUUCGCCAUAUCCUCCGAUGUAUCCUCAUCCCAGCCCGAGUGUUGGAGGUUCUACAGCGUCAGCAACGAAGGAAGCAAGGAAGAAGAGAAUGGCGAGGCAGAGACGGGUCUCGGUUCUUAAUCAGCAAAGGAAUAAUCAGAGCCAUAGCCAGAAGAGCUCGAUUUCAUCAGCUCCACCUCCUCCUACUGCUGCAACUAAUAGCAAUAAAGCUUUGAAGAAUUGGGCUUUAUUGUCAUCUGCUCGACAAAAGAAUUUGCCCACUUAUUCUGCCGCUGGCUCCGUACAUUUGUCAUCAAAGACAUCCAACAUGCAUCAGACUCAACUGCAGUCGCGCAAUUUGUCGUCUACAUCUUCGGAUAAGCGACAGGGAUGGAAAUCUGAGAAGAAUUUGAGGUUCUUGUUGAGGAAAGUGCUCAAGCAGAGCGACGUGGGGAGCCUAGGAAGAAUCGUGCUGCCGAAAAAGGAGGCGGAGAUUCACUUGCCCGAGCUGGAUACAAGGGACGGGAUAUCUAUCCCAAUGGAGGACAUUGGAACCUCUCGGGUAUGGAACAUGAAGUACAGGUUUUGGCCCAACAACAAAAGCCGAAUGUAUCUCCUGGAAAACACAGGAGAUUUUGUCCGAUCAAACGGGCUUCAGGAAGGGGACUUCAUAGUGAUAUACUCGGAUGCCAAGGGCAGCAAAUAUAUGAUAAGGGGAGUGAAGGUCAGACAACAGUCCGAGACCAAAGGAGCAGCGUGCAAGCUGAGCGCGCCAAAGGCUCAUCAGAGGAGGAGCUCCAAGAUUACGAGGAAUAACUAUGAUAGCGUGGAAGAUCUCUCUUAUUGCAGCGAUGUAGACGGUGAUGAGAAUGGCAAUGCUUUUCCUUUGAGCAUAAUGGUGGAUGAUCUAUAAUUAGAUUAUAGUUCUCGUUUGCAUGGUUGUCUCCUCUUCCAUAUAUGAGUAUAUAGUGCAUGUUGUAACUAGUAUAUCGACAAGUGAAUGAGCAAUAACAGUAUGGGUAUGCUCAAGGUUUCAUCUGUUGUGAGAUCGUUUUGUUAUCCUGGCAGCUAUUGUAUGAAUAUAUAUCAGGAGCUCAAUA
This is a messenger RNA of Asparagus officinalis (garden asparagus), 1768 nucleotides long. RefSeq names its product B3 domain-containing protein VP1-like. The transcript is spliced from 8 exons. The record is from RefSeq and is a predicted model, not a curated record. Gene Ontology annotation, molecular function: DNA-binding transcription factor activity; DNA binding. Lineage: Eukaryota; Viridiplantae; Streptophyta; Magnoliopsida; Asparagales; Asparagaceae. Bases 1 to 1581 code for a protein of 526 amino acids.